GUCCGCCGUCCCUCCUCCCGCGCCGCGGCCGCGCUUCCUGCGUCUGCAUCCCGUUCCCGAGCGGGCGGUGCACCUUCUCCCCCGACCCCCGGAGCCCCCAGCCCCGGGAUCCCCGCGCCCGGAGGAGGCAGCCCGUGGAGCCCCCAGCACCCACCGCCCGGCGGAGGCCGAGCGGGACCCGCCGCCCCGGCGGGUCCUCGCCGAGGUCGGAGCAUGAGGAGUUGUCCGCAGGCCUUUCGGGAGCCCCCAGGUAACAACAGGCUCCGGCCGCAGCUGUCCACACGGAUGCCUCGCCUUGGCCCGAGUUCUGCUGUCUUCUUAGGGCGGCGCUAGGGAUCCUGUUCAGUGCGUUUAGGGGUUUUUGGUGGUGGCGGCGGCGGCGGCUGCUUUUUUUAAAAUUUAUUUUCUUCCUUGGACCCGGGCCCUGCCCUGCUCCCGCGGGCACGAUGGCCCAGUCCAAGGCCAACGGCUCGCACUACGCGCUGACCGCCAUCGGCCUGGGGAUGCUGGUCCUGGGGGUCAUCAUGGCCAUGUGGAACCUGGUGCCCGGGUUCAGCUCCGGCGAGAAGCCCCCGGCGCAGGGCAGCAACAAGACGGAGAUAGGCAGCGGCAUCCUCAAGAGCAAGACGUUCUCGGUGGCCUACGUGCUGGUGGGGGCCGGGGCGAUGCUGCUGCUGCUCUCCAUCUGCCUGAGCAUCCGGGACAAGCGGAAGCAGCGGCAGGGCGAGGAGAUGGCGCACAUCCAGCACCUGCCGGGGCCCGAGCCGCACGCCCCGGAGGAGGACAGCCAGGAGGAGGAGGAGGAGGCCUCCUCCAGGUACUACGUCCCCAGUUACGAGGAAGUGAUGAACACCAACUUCUCCGAAGCGAGGGAGCCAGACCACAGCCCGAGGCUGAGCAUCUCGCUCCCCUCCUACGAGUCCCUGACGGGGCUUGACGAGACGAGCCCCACGACCCCCAGGGCCGACGUGGAGGGCAGCCUGGGGCACCCCCCCGACAGGCAGAACUCCAAGUUGGCUAAACGCCUGAAGCCACUGAAAGUUCGAAGGAUUAAAUCCGAGAAGCUUCACCUCAAAGACUUUAGGAUCAACCUCCCGGACAAAAACGUCCCUCCUCCCUCCAUCGAGCCUCUGACUCCCCCGCCACAGUACGACGAGGUCCAGGAGAAGGCCCCCAACGCCCGGCCCCCCGACUGACGGCCCCUCUCUGGGGUGUUCCCUCCGGUCACUCACCCUCCGCACCACCAGACCCCAAUGAAGCCACUCCAGCCACAGUUGAGAAGCGAGGGGACAGAUGCGGACUGAGCAGUUUCGAAUGGGGGGUGUGGGUUGGGGAGUCCUGUGAUUCUGGGGUGACGCACGUCCACAGCACCUUUCGUCGCCGGCGCACUGGACAGAGAUGCCGACUGGGAUCUCGUGAUGCUGCGGGCCCCGUCGGGGGGAGGGGCGGUGCAUCUUCCCCAUCGUCUUUCCUCAACUGAAUCGGUGAUGGCGACAGCCUCUUUCCGACCAGGACAGGAUGCCUGGGGACGGGGGUAGAGUGUGGUUUGGUUUUGCUUCCACUGUGACUGUUUUGUUUCCAAAAGAAAAUAAGUUAUGCCUUCGCUUUCUUCACCGGAGCCCCGAACCACAUGUAGGAACUACGGCUCAGCUCGGUAGCAAGGGCAUGGGACCCAAACAGAGGGCUGGAUGACGCUGUGGGGUGAGGCCCGGGUGGGGCUCUCAGAGCCCUGACGCCGUUAGAUCUUUGAGGGCCCGAGGCCUGAAGAUGCUGAAGAUCAUAGUCGUAACCGGUACACUUGACUAGUCCCUCCCGUGUAGCGGCAGGAAAGCUGGAGGGGAUGUUCCCUUCCUUCCAAGAUGCCGUGCAACUGAGCGUUUUAUAAUAAAAUAUUUUAUAUGUA
This is a messenger RNA of Eptesicus fuscus (big brown bat), 1903 nucleotides long. It is a transcript of the gene TMEM51, whose product is annotated as transmembrane protein 51. NCBI's taxonomy places the organism in Eukaryota, Metazoa, Chordata, Mammalia, Chiroptera, Vespertilionidae. The transcript is spliced from 4 exons. The record is from RefSeq and is a predicted model, not a curated record. The coding region runs from base 447 to 1196 and encodes 249 amino acids.